AUGCGCGUUUCGUGUUUCUCGUGCCUGUCGGCCUUGGCUAUGGUUUGUCUGUUUGCGCUCGGCGACGCCUUUGCAGUGGAGUCCGUGGAAGUGCUGAAAUCCAACCAGGCGCUAUCCGAUUCGCCCGACCACCAGAAUCUGCGUGGCUUCAGUUUCUACGAUAUCUUCGUCCGACGGGACCGUAGGAUGGACGGUCAAAACGGUGUCGCUUACAACACCGACGACAGCAGCAGUGACCAAAGCAGCAAGCGGAACAGGCACAACCUCAAUUAA
Messenger RNA from Hyaloperonospora brassicae, 273 nucleotides. Lineage: Eukaryota; Oomycota; Peronosporomycetes; Peronosporales; Peronosporaceae. The record is from the annotation of a GenBank genome assembly.